CAGCAUGGAGAGUGUAACCACCUAGGGUACCCAUGGUUUUCACUUACUGGAUUAGGGGUCAACUCUUUCUUUUAGUGCCCACGGGCAGAAUGUUCUCAGCUGAUAGAAGAUCCUAUCUUACGCAUAUGUGAACAGCCCAGGAAUAUAUUAAACAUUUUCCCAAGCUAUUUCAGAAUCAGAGCAAGCCGCUGGGUCUACAGACAACCACAGUCUGAGGAAGUGGAAGGCUUGCCCUCCGAGCUGCAGAAAUACUCUUUCUCAGGCACCAUUUCCUCAUGGGACUUAACUCACCAGAGACUUUUAAUGGACCAUAUCUUGAGGAUUCUCUGGCUACAAGAGACUGCUUAGCAAUUAAUGACACAUAAACUCUAGAAGUUCUUCAGGUCAGAAAAGAUAUAUGACAGAGUGAUCAUAGAUAUUACAUGGCUUAAAGAACAUUUGCAGGGGGAACAGUAAUAUAGUGGCCAGUAACAUUUGCUGACUAAUUUCUGUGCACCAGUCAUUGUGGCUUAUAAUUUGCAUGUGCUAGUUUACUUCACAAAGCAAUCCAAUGAAUAGCUAUUAAUAUUAUCCUAAUUUACAGGUAAAAGAGAGAAAAUAUGUUACCAAGGGUGAUCACAGACACAAAGUGGUAGCAUCCAGAUUUAGAUUCAUAAAACCCAACUUUGGAUCUUGCAUAUGCAGUGAUGGAUAGGCAUAGUAGCAAGAAUGAAAUGCCUUUUUUGUUAUCUACACUGAGUCACCACCAAUACCUUUGGCUUACACAUUUAUCCAACUAUUAUUAGUUCAAAAGUCUAUUGCUUACACCGCCCCCUCUACUGCUCAAAAGAAUGAAGGGAGCUGAAAGAAUGUUAAGAGCCAGAAGAUAGAGAGGAUUUGAAAUGCUAUCUUUAAGGUAUGGCACAACCAUUGCAAUCAUGAACUCACAGUUGCUAUGGAUGCCUAGACUGGGCCUGAAGAAGUCUGGCCCUAUAGCAGGCAGUCAUUGCUUGGAGGGGAGCUCAUGAGGCCCUACCCUACUCUGCUGCACAACUGACUACUGAUAGAUUUAGUGUGUGUGUGUGUGUGUGUGUGUGUGUGUGUGUGUGUGUGUGUGUCAGAGAGAGAGAGAGAGAGAGAGAGAGAGAGAGAGACAGACAGACAGACAGACAGACAGAGACAGAGAGAGACAGAGACUGCCUUCAGCUGUGCAGCCAUUCAUGGACACUCCAAGCUUCUAUGGACAGCAAAAUCCAUGGCCACACAGAUGUUUCUGGUUAACCUCAGUGGGACAAAACCCAAACAAAAAGAUAUUAAUGUAGGAAAUGUGAGGAAGGAUUUUUAGGAAAGAGGGACGGUUGGCAGGGACAGGAAGAAGAUAAAGGAGGGGGGUUGAAUCAUAAGAAAGAACUAUGUAUGUGUAUGAAACUGUCAAAGAAAAAACUAAUUAAGAAAAAGAGGUUUACAUGUCUACAUCCAUUGACCAAUCCCAACAUUCUUUAGUCCCUCCUAACAACCUCCAGCGUCUCUCAUGUAUGCUUGACAGUAUCUAUAGAUAACUGUACCCUAACAGCCUUACUAUCUAUCCAAGGACAAUGGUAUCUACUAUUUACUGUGAGCAAGGCGUGUUCUCAGUUCUUUACAAGUCGUAAAUUACUAAUCGUAGUUGACAUCAAUUCAUGUGGGUAAAAUUGCCUCAUUUUACAGAUGAGAAAAUCAAGUUACAGAGAGCUGGUUAAACAGUUUGCUCAAAGUCAUGUAGUUACUAAGUGACAGCCAGGAUUCUAAUCUAAUCUCAGCAUUGAGUCCUAAUCUUGACCAUUAUUUUAUGAUGCUUUUUAAACAACUUACUUUAUGAUGCAAAUUUUAUUUUGUUUCAACAUUUAGUGCCAAAAUAAGAGUACUUCACAUCCACAAGCAGGAAGUAGACUUCAUACCUCUCUAAGAUAAAAGACCUACUCACAAUCAAAAAAUGUCCCUGCAGAUGGUUACAGUGGGUCAUAACAUAGCCUUAAUUCAACCAGGCUUCUCACUGAUGAAUUUUGAUGGUCAAGUUUUUUUCUUUGGCCAAAAAGGCUGGCCUAAGAGAUCCUGCCCUACUGGAGUCUUUCAUUUUGAUAUAAAACAAAAUCAUCUCAAACUGAAGCCUGCAGUUUUCUCUAAAGAUUCCUGCUACCUCCCACCUCUUCGUUACCCAGCUACUUGCUCGUACAAAGGCAGCACAGACUCUGACAAGCAUCAAUAUAUCAUCCACGGAGGGAAAACGCCAAACAAUGAGCUUUCCGAUAAGAUUUAUAUCAUGUCUGUCGCUUGCAAGAAUAACAAAAAAGUUACUUUCCGUUGUACAGAGAAAGACUUAGUAGGAGAUGUCCCUGAAGCCAGAUAUGGCCAUUCCAUUGACGUGGUAUAUAGCCGAGGAAAAAGUGUUGGUGUUCUCUUUGGAGGACGGUCAUACAUGCCUUCUACCCAAAGAACCACAGAAAAAUGGAAUAGUGUAGCUGAUUGCCUACCCCAUGUUUUCUUGGUAGAUUUUGAAUUUGGGUGUGCAACGUCAUAUAUUCUCCCAGAACUUCAGGACGGGCUGUCUUUUCAUGUUUCUAUUGCCAGAAAUGAUACCAUUUAUAUUUUGGGAGGACACUCACUUGCCAGUAACAUACGUCCUGCUAACUUGUAUAGAAUAAGAGUAGAUCUUCCCCUGGGUACCCCAGCAGUGAAUUGCACUGUCUUGCCAGGAGGAAUCUCUGUCUCCAGUGCAAUUGUCACUCAAACAAAUAAUGAUGAAUUUGUUAUUGUUGGUGGUUAUCAGCUGGAAAAUCAAAAAAGGAUGGUGUGUAGCAUUGUCUCUCUAGGGGACAACAGGAUUGAAAUUAGUGAGAUGGAGACCCCAGACUGGACCCCAGAUAUUAAGCAUAGCAAAAUAUGGUUUGGAAGCAACAUGGGAAACGGGACUGUUUUCCUUGGCAUACCAGGAGACAACAAGCAGGCUAUGUCAGAAGCAUUCUAUUUCUAUAUGUUGAGAUGCUCUGAAGAUAAUUCGAGUGAGGAGCAGAAAAUUGUCUCAAACAGUCAGACAUCAACUGAAGAUGCCGGGGACUCCACUCCCUUUGAAGACUCGGAAGAAUUUUGUUUCAGUGCUGAAGCAAUCAGCUUUGAUGGUGAUGAUGAAUUUGACACUUACAAUGAAGAUGAUGAAGAUGAUGAAUCUGUAACCGGCUACUGGAUAACGUGUUCCCCUACUUGUGAUGUGGACAUCAAUACUUGGGUUCCAUUCUAUUCAACUGAGCUCAAUAAACCCGCCAUGAUCUAUUGUUCUCAUGGGGAUGGACACUGGGUGCAUGCCCAGUGCAUGGAUCUGGAAGAACGCACACUCAUCCACUUGUCAGAAGGAAGCAACAAAUAUUACUGCAAUGAGCAUGUGCGGAUAGCAAGAGCAUUACAAACUCCCAAAAGAAACCUCCCCUUACAAAAGCCCCCAAUGAAAUCCCUCCACAAAAAAGGCUCCGGGAAAGUCUUGACUCCUGCCAAGAAAUCCUUUCUUAGGAGGUUGUUUGAUUAGUUCAGCAAAAGCCCCUCAGAUUCACGUGCGUUGGUUUCUAAAUCUACUCUUUAAAUCAUAAACGGAAUUUCGAUUUUUGUUUACUGAAAUCUAUAUGCUACGUUUUGGUUGUGUGAAUUAAGCGCUGUUUUGAUGUGAUGUUAAGUACAAUUAUUCUAACAUGUGUGGUUUUUAACAUUUUAUCUGUAAUUUCUUAAAUGAGAAAUGUUACACAGUCUUUCAUUAAGGAUAGCAGUGAUAAAGUAUAGAGCUCUUGCAUUAUUUUGUAACAAUCUACAUGUUGAAUAGUAACUAAAUACCAAUAAACUAAUGCACAAAAACAAUUAAGUUGUUUUGUGUAAUAAAUAGCCUAUAGUUGGUUUAAACAGUUAAAACUAUAUUCCACACUACUGCUGUUUAUAAAUUUUAAGGUGGCCUCUUGGAUUAUACCCAUGAACAGACAGAUAUAGAUAUAGAUAUAGAUAUAGAUAUAGAUAUAGAUAUAGAUAUAGAUAUAGAUAUAGAUAUAGAUAUAGAUAGAUAGAUAUAGAUAGAUAUAGAUAGACAGACAGACAGACAGACAGAUAGAUAGAGAUAGAGAUAGAUAUAUUGUGUAUUCAGCACCAUGAAGAAAAAAACUAAUCUAUAUCAAGCCAGGUAUAGUGAUGGUGAUACACGCCUGUAAUCCUGGCAAAUUUGUGAGUUUGAUGCUCGUUGAGGUAUGGUCUCUUGCUAUGUGUUGUAAUGCUAAGUGCGGGCCCCAAGAUCUGCUUGCUCCAGAGUCAAGAGAGCCCACAAAUAGACCCAAGUGAUUCUCUGCAACCUUGCCCCCAAGUUAUUUGUGGUUGAGUGAAUAAAGAUGCCAACAGCCAAUAGCUGAGCAGAAGAUACAUAGGUGGGGGUUGAUGAUGCCCUGGCUUGGGGUAGGAGGAGACCAUGAGGAAGGGGGAGAAAAAGGUGAAGUCUCCUCCUUCACCUAAAAAAGCAUAGGUUAGGAGUCAAAAAAACAUGGCCCUGAGUGCUGGCCACUGGGAGUUAAGAGCAGCCCAGAUGAAAUGUCGCAAUAACUUGGGGUAUAAGUAGGAAAUAGAUUUUAAUAGCAUAUAAGGUAGAUAUCUACCCAGCCCUAGAGCUAAUUAAGGCUUAUUGUAAAUAUAAAGGUCUUACGUGUCAGGAAAAAAAUGGUCAAACAAGGAGUAGAAACUCUGAAUUGGGAUCAAAAUUUUCUACAACAGACACCGUCUGGGGCUACAUUUUAUCUCAAAUCCAAAAGCUGAUAGAAGACAGAGCACUGGUGGCAUUGUCACGUCCCAUGCUCAAAGUCCUGAGUCCAAUACUGUGGACAUUUUCUUGAAUUACCUACAUACGCUUCAGGAGUAAAAAAUAUAUUCCAAACACACGCCUUUGUCCGAAUCACUCGCUUUGGGGCCUCACAUUUAAUUCCUUCAAAAUCAAUGGUUCACCCCCUUUGAAAAUGCUCAAUUGUUGUUCCUCUUUUUCCUUAAAGAUGGUUGUCAUCUCUGGAAAUAGUCAUAUGUCAUUCAAGGCCCGAUAGCAUGAAGCCCUGAAGUGUUGCCUUACCACUUUAAUUGAAAAGUGAAAUAUGACCAUAAGCUUAGACAGUGGUUUGGGGCUAUUAAUCUCAUGGCAGGGUUUGGGGGUGCCUAAUACUGAGUCCUGAACUGUUUUCUAAGUACCUGUUUUCAAACAAGUAUGGAAAUGUUAUCAAUAAAUAUGCUAUCAAUAAAAAGAAAACUUUCAUAUUCCGUGAAUGAAAACUCUUAAUUUCUUGGAGGAAAAGCACCAAAUCCCUCAUUGGGACUUGACAUGAUUCUUUAGUUCCACCAGCUCCUUCCCUGAACACAGUUGUACUGGCUAGUUUUGUGUGUCAACUUGACACAAGCUGGAGUUAUCAUAGAAAGGAGCCUUAGCAACCAACAGAUUGGGAAAAGAUCUUUACCAAUCCUACAACAGAUAGAGGCCUUAUAUCCAAAAUAUACAAAGAACUCAAGAAGUUAGACCGCAGGGAGACAAAUAACCCUAUUAAAAAUGGGGUUCAGAUCUAAACAAAGAAUUCACAGCUGAGGAAUGCCGAAUGGCUGAGAAACACCUAAAGAAAUGUUCAACAUCUUUAGUCAUAAGGGAAAUGCAAAUCAAAACAACCCUGAGAUUUCACCUCACACCAGUGAGAAUGGCUAAGAUCAAAAACUCAGGUGACAGCAGAUGCUGGCGAGGAUGCGGAGAAAGAGGAACACUCCUCCAUUGUUGGUGGGAUUGCAAACUGGUACAACCAUUCUGGAAAUCAGUCUGGAGGUUCCUCAGAAAAUUGGACAUUGAACUGCCUGAGGAUCCAGCUAUACCUCUCUUGGGCAUAUACCCAAAAGAUGCCCCAACAUAUAAAAAAGACAUGUGCUCCACUAUUUUCAUCGCAGCCUUAUUUAUAAUAGCCAGAAGCUGGAAAGAACCCAGAUGCCCUUCAACAGAGGAAUGGAUACAGAAAAUGUGGUACAUCUACACAAUGGAAUAUUACUCAGCUAUCAAAAACAACGGCUUUAUGAAAUUCGUAGGCAAAUGGUUGGAACUGGAAAAUAUCAUCCUGAGUGAGCUAACCCAAUCACAGAAAGACAUACAUGGUAUGCACUCACUGAUAAGUGGCUAUUAGCCCAAAUGCUUGAAUUACCCUAGAUGCCUAGAACAAAUGAAACUCAAGACGGAUGAUCAAAAUGUGAAUGCUUCACUCCUUCUCUAAAAGGGGAACAAGAAUACCCUUGGCAGGGAAGAGAGAGGCAAAGAUUAAAACAGAGACUGAAGGAACACCCAUUCAGAGCCUGCCCCACAUGUGGCCCAUACAUAUACAGCCACCCAAUUAGACAAGAUGGAUGAAGCAAAGAAGUGCAGACCGACAGGAGCUGGAUAUAGAUCGCUCCUGAGAGACACAGCCAGAAUACAGCAAAUACAGAGGCGAAUGCCAGCAGCAAACCACUGAACUGAAAAUAGGACCCCCGUUGAAGGAAUCAGAGAAAGAACUGGAAGAGCUUGAAGGGGCUCGAGACCCCAUAUGUACAACAAUGCCAAGCAACCAGAGCUUCCAGGGACUAAGCCACUACCUAAAGACUAUACAUGGACUGACCCUGGACUCUGACCUCAUAGGUAGCAAUGCAUAUCCUAGUAAGAGCACCAGUGGAAGGGGAAGCCCUGGGUCCUGCUAAGACUGAACCCCCAGUGAACUAGACUGUUGGGGAGAGGGCGGCAAUGGGAGGAGGGUUGGGAGGGGAACACCCAUAAGGAAGGGGAGGGGGGAGGGGGAUGUUUGCCCGGAAACCAAAGAAUUAUUAUUAAAUAUUAAAUAAAUUUAAAAAAAAGAAAGGGGCCUUAGUUGAGGAAAUGCCUCCAUGAGACCCAGCUGUAAGGCAUUUUCUCAAUUAGUGAUCAAUGGGGAGAACCCAGCCCAUUGUGUGUGGUGCAGUCUCUGGGCUGGUGGUCUUGGGUUCUAUAAGAGAGCAGGUGGAGCAAGCCAGGAGAAGUAAGAAACAUCCCUCCAUGGCCUCUGCCUCAGUUCCUGCUUCCUGACCUGUUUGAGUUCCAGUCCUGACUUCCUUUGGUGAUGAACAGCAAUGUGGAAGUGUAAGCUGAAUAAACCCUUUCCUCCCCAACUUGCUUUUUGGUCAUGAUGUUUGUACAAGAAUAGAAACCCUGAUAA
This is a messenger RNA of Rattus norvegicus (Norway rat), 7214 nucleotides long. Lineage: Eukaryota; Metazoa; Chordata; Mammalia; Rodentia; Muridae. The record is from RefSeq and is a predicted model, not a curated record.